Molecule: messenger RNA, 1668 nt
Organism: Talaromyces amestolkiae
Lineage: Eukaryota; Fungi; Ascomycota; Eurotiomycetes; Eurotiales; Trichocomaceae
Exons: 6
Coding region: 1-1668 (555 amino acids)
Biological process (GO): secondary metabolic process
Molecular function (GO): CoA-ligase activity
Source: RefSeq, a predicted model, not a curated record
AUGGAACAAAAGACUUCUACUUCAGAGCUUCCAAGAAUACCGACCGAGGACCUUGCGUCGUGGGUGUUCAAUGGCCCGCAAUAUGAUCGAGAAAAGCCCAUCCUAAUAGACCCUGCCAAUCCGUCGCGAUCAGUCUCAUUUAAUCAAGCCAGAGAGCUUGUCGGAAAGCUUGCAACGGGGUUUAAAAGAGCCGGGUUGAAAGUCGGCGACUGCGUACUUGUCAACUCAGGGAACGACAUCUACUACCCAGUCCUCUUACUCGGCGUCAUUGCAGCAGGAGGUGUAUUUGCAGGCACGAAUCCCGGCUACAAGCACAGAGAACUCACGCAUCACAUUAAAAUCUCCAAAGCGAGAUUUCUCAUUUCGGGACCCGAGCCACUGAGCGAAUCGCUAGCCGCGGCAGACGCGACGGGCCUUCCCAGGGAUAGAACAUGGGUAUUCGACACAUGGGAAGAAGAUUUUGUGGCUCCCAAAGAUGUGCGGUCGUGGAAGACGCUUUUCGAGGCAGAGGAGUCGAGUGGAGAUUGGCAUAGGUUCGAUGAUUUGGAGACGUCCAAGAGAACCCCGGCUGCGAUACAGUUUAGUAGUGGGACGACGGGGCUUCCCAAGGGGGCCAUAUUGAGUCAUUACAAUCUUGUUGCGCAACAUACGCUUGUGUAUGAUACGAAUCCGCGCCCGUAUCAGAUUUCACGACUUAUUCCUCUUCCAUUGUUUCAUAUCGGUUGCGGACCAGUGACGAAUACCAGUAUUGACUUCAACAGCGCCCUACGAGCAGGCGUUCCCACUUACAUCAUGCGACGAUUCGACGUAACCAAGUACUUUCAAUACGUCCAAAAAUACCAAAUUACAGAUUUAAUGGUCGUACCCCCAAUCGUCGUUGCACUCAUCAAGAGUCCCCUCCUUGACGAUCCUCAAUACAUGAAAAGCGUCAAAUUUGGGCUUUCAGGUGCCGCGCCGCUUGACGUUAUCACACAAAAUGAACUUCGCAAGAAGCUGCCGGGCGUAGCUUUUACGCAGAUUUUUGGAAUGACGGAAACGACUUGUCUUGCUAUGAUUACACCGUAUGGGGAGGACGAUGAUACUGGGUCGGUGGGGAGACCUAUUCCGGGUCUUGAAGUGAAACUCGUGGAUGACGAUGGUACCCAAGUAACCAAACCCAAUAUACGCGGGGAAAUAUGGCUUCGAGGCCCAACCAUUUUCAACGGUUAUUUCGAAAACGAACAAGCCAACAAAGAAUCCUUUGACGAGGAGGGAUGGUUCAAGUCGGGCGACGUAGCAUACUUUUCGGAGGAAUAUAAAUUCUACGUCGUUGACAGGAAGAAGGAAUUGAUUAAAGUACGCGGUUUCCAGGUAGCGCCUCCAGAACUAGAGGCUGUGCUCCUCUCACACCCCCAGGUCGUCGAUGCGGCGGUUAUUGGAGUACGCUUCCCGGGUAUUGUUGAUGAGCAUCCGAUGGCGUAUGUCGUUGCUAGAGAUAAAGCAAAUCUGCCAGAUCCAGAGGAGCUCAAGGCAUUUUUGGCUGAGAGAUUGAUCAAGUACAAGUGGCUGACGGGAGGGGUGAGGAUUGUGGAUGCGAUUCCGAAGACUCCGUCGGGGAAGAUUUUGAAGAAGGUUUUGAGAGAAGAAGCAGCUGCACUAGUGAGAGCUGCGAAUGGUUCCAGGCUUUAG